Austrofundulus limnaeus is the source of this 1567-nucleotide messenger RNA. RefSeq names its product extensin. The record is from RefSeq and is a predicted model, not a curated record. Lineage: Eukaryota; Metazoa; Chordata; Actinopteri; Cyprinodontiformes; Rivulidae. The transcript has 4 exons. Bases 42 to 1544 code for a protein of 500 amino acids.
GCAAGUUAGUUCUACUUUUCCUGGAGUUACGCAGAGCUAAAAUGAUGGGUAAAGAACGGAGGAAAAGUACCACUGUUUGUUUGGCUGCAGCGUUUCUUUUAACAUGUCAUUUAGUGCAAACGGCAGAAUCCCUUCGGCUGACCAAAACACAAAGACGAGCAGCGCGGAAAGAGUUUGAUGUUGGCGUCCAGGAAGGGAAAAUUCUGUUCGGAGAUGAAUCUGAGGAAGACUCGCAUGUUACGGACGGAAAUUGGAAAGCCUCUUCAAACUCUUCUGUGGAGGAUGAAACUUCUUACCAAGCAGAUUUUGCAGGAUGGACCCAACCCGAAAUUGAUGACGCCCACAARGACAAAUGGAACCGUAUGGGAACCUCCCUGCAUUGCUUUGGGGAUCAUCUCAAGUUCAGAUCACUCGGAUCAGGUGCUUCACAGUUUGAGGUGGAACAAGAAAAUAAGCAAUCCAUGCCUCUGGCCAUGGUCCCACCUAAAUGUGGCUACAAAAUGCAUGGGAACUCUAUGGCAUUUGUGAUGCUGAUUCCAUAUGAAGGCUGCAACAUGAUUCAACAGGAUGACAAUUAUAAGUUACCACUGCGUUGGCAUGGUAAGCCUGUCUCGCUCCUAUGUCCCAAACGUGGAAGGAAGGCUUACCAUCGUAGGCAUCACUGGCCCAAGUAUGAGGUGCCCCAGUAUCCACAAGAACUGCAGUAUCCCCUGAUCCCUCAGGAGCCCCUGUAUCCCCAGGAGCCUAAGUAUCCACAAGAACUGCAGUAUCCCCUGAUCCCCCAGGAGCCCGUGUAUCCCCAGGAGCCCGUGUAUCCCCAGGAGCCCCCAUUUCUGCAAGACACCCAGAUUUCCCAGAUGCUCCAGUAUCUUCAGAGUCUACAAGAUUCCCAGGUACCAAAAUUUUCCCCAGAGCCCAAAUAUCCUCCAAUUCUGCAAGACCUUCAGCUACCCUUAUUUCCACAGUAUCCUCAAAUGCCCCAGUUUCCACAAGACUCAAAUUAUCCCCCAUUGCCUCAAGAGCCUCAAGUUCCACAAGUCACCCCAGCACCCCAGGACUCUCAGCCUAAGUUUCUGCCUUAUCUUUAUGCUCACCCAUUGUUUUCUUAUUUCUCCUCACUGGGAGCUGAAAAACCAGACUCGUCACAAUCUUCAGAACCUGUCUACCCACAGCAAGCUUUAUCUUCUCCAGACCCAACUGCAACUGAACCAAGUGCAUCACCAAGAGCCUCUGCAGCAAAAGUAACUAGUUAUCCCCAGUUGCCUUUUGACCCACAUUUUAUGCCAUUUGGUCCUUUUGUUUAUGACUUGCCUCCCUAUUUUCCUUACCCUCUUCCUGAACACGCCAAAAUUCCUAUGCCAGAAAACCCAGAGAAUCCCACGCCAGCCAUGACGACUGCAGCGCCCACAACUUCUGUAACUCCUCCAACGCCUUCAGGAGGCACUCAGGCUUCCACAGAUAGUCCUUCAUUUUAUAAACCUGAACAUUUCCCUUUUUCAUAUGGACGGCAAUUUCCACAGUUGUUCUACCCUUUUCAAGGCUAGUCUAUAAUAAAUAUUUAACUAAA